CGCGUGCUUCAGCUAACACCAAGAAUUUCAGAAGUGAUCCGAAGAAAUCAACAGGAAGGCAAAGUGGUGGACCACAUUCUACUAUUCAUUGCGUUGACUUUUUGGAAUUUGAACCUGUUUUUUCGAAAAAAGCGAGGGAACAACAAAAUCGUCUUUCCGUAAGAAAGCAGUUAACUGAAAACCGUAUAAUUACUAAAAUUCAUUCUAAAGAUAAUUAUCAUGACAAGACUUCAACCUGCAUAAUUGAAUACGACAGUGACACAACUUUGGAAAUAAAGGAAGAAAUGAUCCAAGAUCUAGAGACUUGUAUUGGCCAGAAAUAUGAUGAAAAGUGUAAAACAAAAUUGCCUAACACAGAUAUAGAAAAAGCUGAUAUUUUUGGUAUUAAGAAAAGACUGUCUACGCGUAUGAAGAGGAAAGUUCAGCAUUCGAGACUGGAAAAGAAUUACACAUGCGAAAAAUGUGCACGAAGCUAUAAAAGGCAGUCAUAUUUAAAUAGUCAUAGGAAAUUCGAAUGUAACGUCAUUCCACAGUUCAGGUGUAACUUCUGCGACAAACGAUUUAAACGUAAUCCUCACCUUCGGCGCCAUAUACAUGAGGUGCAUCAGAAAUCAAAACUGAAGACUAAACAAACAAAGUAUUAUUGUAACCAAUGUUUUCGAUGUUACAGUUCUUCAAAUGCCUUAAAUCGACAUAAACGUUCAGAGCACGCAGGAGUCAAGCCAUCAUUUAUAUGCGAUUAUUGUUCUCAUAAUUCGAAUAGAAAAUAUCGCUUGUCACAACAUAUAUAUUUAAAACAUCUCAAUAAGCAAUAAUCAUAACGAACGUGAAACUUAAAUCCUUACGAAAUUUCUCAUAGUAGUUUAAAACAUUUUUUUAAAUCAUAACAAAUUCUAGUAUACUUUGGACUAAAUUUUUUAUAAAAUCACCACAUAUUACUUUAUUUCACUACAAGAAACGUUCCGUAAAAAUAAACCGAGUGGUUUUACGAACACCAAGAAAUUCAAGAGUUAUUCGAAGAAACCAACAGAACUGCCAGAUGAUGGAGCACAUUCUGCUCUUCAGUCUUGUCACUUUUUGGGAUUUGAAACUGUCUUUGUCAAACACGAAAAAGAAGAUCACAGUCUUAUUUGCGAAGGAAAUCCAUUGGAAGAAACUUCUAUGGCUACUAAACUUUCGUCUGACAAUUCUGAUGACAAGACUUUAAAUUGCAUGAUUGAAUAUGAUCAGGACACAACUUUGGAAAUAAAGGAAGAAAACACCCAAGGUCAAGCGACAGCUGUAGGUCAGAAAUUUGAUGAACAAUACGAGACAAACUUGCAAACCGCACAUAUUGGGGAAGCUGAUAUUAGUGGAGCUCAGAAACAGUUCCCAAGCCUUAAAAAGCAGAAAGUUCAGGAAUCAAAACUAGAAAAGAAUUACACAUGUGAGAAGUGUGCACGAAGCUAUAAAAAUAAACCUCAUCUGAAUCGUCAUCAAAAAUUCGAGUGCGGUGUCCUACCACAGUUCAUAUGUACCUUCUGUGACAAACGGUUUAAACGGAAUCUACACCUUCAACAGCAUAUAGUUCGCGUACAUAAUAAAACCAACAUAAGAGCAUCGCAAACAAAGUAUAAUUGUGACAAAUGUUCUCGAAGUUACAGUUCCUCAGACGCCUUAACAUUUCAUAUACGUUUAGAACAUACAGCAGUCAAACCCCAAUUUAUUUGCGAUAUUUGUGGUUACAAAACUAAACGCAAACCUAGCUUGUCAAGACAUAUUUCUUCAAUACAUCUCGGCUGUACGCGGUCAAGGCACACAAAGCGCCGUCUUCAAAAUUGAAUUGAGCCCGUUUUCAGGUUUAAUUUAACAUGAAUAAUACUUGUGAACAGUAAUACAGUGAAACUCUUUUAUAGCGCCGAUUUUGACGCUGACGGUGGGUGGGAAGUAACUCAUUAUAGCCCAUUCCAAUUUUGUUUUUACACGCCUGAGAGCUCGUCUGAGUGAGAACUGUAAACCCCACACACCACGUGCAGCUCCUCUUACGCAUACCUGCGGCGCAGCGUCAAUUCUCAGAAGAGCUAUAGAAGGGAGGGCUAUUGAAGAGUUUCACUGUAUUUAUUAUAUGAAUGUUUUUUUAUCCAAAUAUUUUAGGAUUUAAAAACAAUUGAGUGCAGUUUGAAACUGUUAUGUGAAGUUAAAACACAGAAAGUUUACUUUUUUGGUUUGGCACUUACGGUGCUUUUACCGCACGCAGACAAUUUUGAUAAUUAAUAAUUAUUAGGAAUAAAGAAUAGAAACUUUGUUUAAUUUAAAUUUAAAAACAAUUCUUUGGAAAGAGAUAAAGAACCUAAUUAAAUAUUUAAUGGCACUUGACUUAUCACUAAAAAUGUGGAAUCGUAUCUAUAACGAAAAUCUGAUCGGCGAGCGGCACUUUUCCAUUUUUCAUGAUAAUUUGAGUACCAGUAAAUAUUUCAUCAUGUUCUGAGUCUCAUUUUAAAGAGGAGAUUUCAGGAUUUAGUUUGCCGAAGUUUAUAUUUUUUCCAUCCACUUCCCUGAAACAUGCAAAAAGUGGAAGAUAAGAAUCGAAAAUUGCUAUCUUGGCCUCUGUUAAACUAAAAUACUUCAAGUAGGGUGCAAUCGAUUUUAAGUUUAAUAAUUCUUCUAACGAUUCUUUUGUAAUCUUUCUAACUUAAUAUACUGCUGAGAUAAUCUCAAAAAAGAGAGACAUGUUUAUAAAAAGACUUCUCUUAGUGGAUUGACAAUUCUGGCCGGUACUGUACGUGAGACUUCAAUCAUUACGAAAUUUCUCGUACUAGUGAUAAAUAAUUUUUUGUCCCAUAAUACAUGCUUCUAUACCUUAAAUUACAUUUUGUGAAAAUCCCUGCAUAAUCCUCUAUUUUACUUCCUAAAGGUUCUAAAAGAAAUUUUAAUAUUAACAUUUUUUAAAAUUGAGGAAUCUAUUUUUUCUCAAGUUUAAGGCGAUUACCGUCCAAUAUGCCGUAAACAUUUUUAUUAUUGUUGAAUUUCGAAUAGUUUAUACUGGGCGAUCUUGUUGUAUAUAAUCAGUCCGAUCACCCAUCUACUUGAGCCACUACCAUUUUAUCAUUAUUAUUUUCAUAUUUUUAUUUUUAUUUACUCUGAAGUAUUACUAUUUAAUCAUGAAGGGAAGAAAGUAUUUUUUUGUUUUUUAAAGGAUUUUCUACACAUAUGAAUAUAAUAGGAUAUACUUGAUCCUGAAUUAAUAAAAUUACAUUUCUACGCUGUCAGCAGUCUUCACUAAUUUACUGAUGGAUCCUUCCGUUUCAGGUUAUGAUAAAAUAGUUACCUAUUGAAAAAUUCUCAUUUACA
Messenger RNA from Belonocnema kinseyi, 3330 nucleotides. RefSeq names its product zinc finger protein 81-like. Gene Ontology annotation, biological process: regulation of transcription by RNA polymerase II. Gene Ontology annotation, molecular function: RNA polymerase II cis-regulatory region sequence-specific DNA binding; DNA-binding transcription factor activity. The record is from RefSeq and is a predicted model, not a curated record. NCBI's taxonomy places the organism in Eukaryota, Metazoa, Arthropoda, Insecta, Hymenoptera, Cynipidae. The transcript has 4 exons. Bases 1162 to 1821 code for a protein of 219 amino acids.